AUGAUGUGUUGGCGCGUCUUUGAGGUGCGGGAGAGCCAGGCGUCUGGAUGAGGAGAGCCUCGAUCAUCACAUGUGUUUUUAAAGAUGAUACCCGAUGAACUGCCGCAGUAUCACACCUUACAUCCUGUAUGAGACGAUCCACAAGGAUCGAGGGGUUGGGAAAUAAACGUGAAAUUAAGGUGAGUUGGAGGAGGCUGCCUGCGACAUACGUCCCCUUCUCCAGAGACUUCUUCUAUACCAUGAGCUCUGGCUCUACCCAGGAUGUGGCAGUCGAGCAUUUCCUGCGUGACAUAGAGAGGCGAAGCAAGCGGCUACACUGCGCUGUGAGAGGCUGCGAGGAGGAGCGACCCCGCAGCGACAUGAACCUGCUGUAUCGUAAGAGCCGUUUGGACUGGAGGCAGAGGGACCAAGAGGGAAGUAAAAAGAGCUCCAACCAAAAUGACCCUUCAGCCACUGUUGGCAAAGUCAGAGACUUGGCUUCUUUCCGCCGGCACUUCCGGAUGGGUUUCAUGACCAUGCCGGCCUCCCAGGACCUGUCCCCUCACUCUUGUGCCUCGGCCAUGGCGCCGCGCUCGCAGUCCUGUCAUGCUGUAGGUGCCGGGGAUACAAGUCUGGAGAACGGAGAUUACUCUGACACCCAAUCCCAACAUGGUGGCCGUUGCCCCCCAGCCAAACCCAAACGUCACCCCAGCACUCGCCUCAGCUCCUCAUCCAGUGACAGCAGAGGACUUAUUGAUACGCCACCACCUCUUGCGUCCUCCCACUCACAGGCCAAACACUCAGAGAAGAAAAAUGCCAUGAAGAAGUCUGACUCUGGAGAGAUUGGAGGAAAGAAGGUGCCUCCUUUAAAGCCCAAGAGAAGUCCCAGCACGCAGCUUUCCUUUGACCCUCUUCCUCCACGUGUGCCUCCUUCUGCCACAUCCUUGCCGUUCCAGGCAGCAGACUCUCAGAUUCAGACAGGAGAUGGGGAGGAUGAGCCAGUCUAUAUAGAGAUGGUGGGCCAAGUGUUCACCAGAGACAGCCAGAUGGCCACUCCCCACCCUGUCACCCCUGUGGCCACCACGCCUGACUCUGACUCAGACCAGAGUGAGGCCAUCUAUGAGGAGAUGAAAUACCCACUGCAAGAGGACAGAGAGUCCCAGAGACACCUCCCUUCCAAACAUGAGAAACUGAAAACCUCUAAACACUUCCAUGUCACCCCUUCCUCCUCCAGCAGCUCCUCGUCUCUGCCACGCCCCUCCUCUUCCUCUCCUUCCUACUCCAAACCAAAAGCUACUGUCUCAAUCUCCCAUUCGUCUCCUCUGCCUUCCUCUGCAUCCUCCACCCCUGUCCCCCAGGUCCUCUCAACCAGUCCACACACUCCACGAGCGCCUACUCCCUACCUGCUGCAAGGAAGUAAAUCUGAGGCAGAGUCCAACACAAAGAUCCCAGCCCCGUUUCCCAAUCUUCUACAACACCGGCCCCCACUGCUUGCCUUCCCUCAGCCAGCAGCAGCCUCCAGCGGGGUCGGUGUGCAAAACAAGUCUACUUCUGCUAAAAUGGGAACUCAAACAUCCAGCGUGACUACUCAAGCCAGCACCUCCUCCUCAACUACUUCGAAUGUUCCCUCGUCGCUGUCAGGCUCCAAGGAGUCAUCAGGUGGAAGUGCAUCCCAGCAGGACAAACACAGCAGAGAGGCUCAGUUAGGCCCUGCCCCCGGACUGAGAGCCAGAAGCCACUCCACACCACUGCCUCCCUCCUCCAAAUCCACCUCCCCUUUCUCCCAUCACCACCACCACCCUCACCAUCGUCCCUCGCACUACCAUCACUAUCGCAAGCCAGAGAGAGGAGACUCUCCCGCUCCAAUCAAGGGCAGUUCUCAGAACCAGGCCACAGUCCAGACCCAAACCUCAAGUACAGGCAAGGAAGGCAAGUCUGUUAGCUUCCUGUUGAAGUCGGAUAAAGGAGAGAGGGAUAAGGAUAGGGACAGAGACAGGGACAGAGACAAGGAUAGGGACAGGGACAGAGACAAGGAUAGGGACAGGGACAGGGAUAGAGAUAGAGAAAGGGACAGGGGUAGAGAAAGGGACAGGGAAAGAGACAAGGACAAAGACAGGGACAGAGAUAGGGAUAAAGACAGGGACAGGGACAGAGAAAGAGACAGGGAUAGGGAUGGAGGGCCAUACUCCUUACAGAUGGAUCACGCUCCCUCCACAUCUCAAAGCAGCACCAGCUCAACCCCUACGCCAUUAUCUUCAUCCCAGCGUCCUCAUUCUCGCCCCCAUCUUCGCUCUCACACUCCUCACAGCCUGCCAGCAUACAAGCCUCCCUCCUCGGACAGCCCCCUGCUGUGGACCUACCCCUCCGGUGGCUUCCGGAGACCGCCGGCUUACGAGAGCCUGAGAGGAAGCGCUCCGACGCCGUCUCUGCAACAGCCCUCAAGUCUUACUGGUGUAGGUGAGGGGGCAUUCAAAAGCAACGGAGGGUCUUCAUCCCUCCAAUCAAAAGUUGGGUUCAUGCCCUGGGACAGCAGUGCCAGUUUAGCUGCAGAUGAGGGAUCUUACUGGCCUAUGCAAAGGAAAUUGUCCUUCAGCCAUGGGAGCAGAGAGACAGAGAAGGACGAAGGCCGUGCGUGGAAUGGCAGUGCUGAUGCCCUAUUAAGGAUGGAUAAGGAGGACCUCUGCAUGGGGUCUCGAGGAGGCCACUCAGGCAUCCCAGUCCACUUUAGUGGUGCCACCAGCAGGGCGCUUGGUCACAGUGAGUCCUUGGCUGGUGUGGAUAGCAGCCCAGGUUUCAGAGCCCUGCCCAGAGUUGGUCUGCCUCUUCCCUGCCAGACUUUCCCUGCCUGUCGCAAUGGAGAAGUGGGGCGGCUGGGCCGCUCCUCCUCUGCUGCUGGAGUGAGACAGGUGGGUGGAGGAGACGUCCAGAGACAGAGCAGCCUACCAGCACGAGAAGCCCUGAAUCAGCUGCAUGGUCUGGCCCAGCCUCAAGUGCCCUGCAGUCCCAGCAGUCCCAGUGUGUCUCGGCAGCAGCAGCAACUUCAGCUCCACCAGCAGCAGCUGCAGUUAAAGCAGCAGCUCCAGCAGCUCCAGCAACAGCACCACCUGCAGUUGCAGUUCCAGCAGCUCGCCCAGCUGGCACAAGGACAGCCUCCUGUCAGCGGGGGCACCACCCUAUCCGCAACGCAAAGCCAGAGAGACGGCAAGCUGCUGGAAGUCAUUGAGCGUAAACGCUGCCUGUGCAAAGAGAUCAAGGCCCACAGGCGCCCUGACAAAAGCCUGUGCAAGCAGGACAGCAUGCCCAUCCUCCCUAGCUGGAGACGGACACCUGAGCCUCGUAAGACUGGCACGCCACCCUGCCAGAGGCCACAGGCCGUUGUGUGGGACACAGCUAUCUGAGGUGGAAAGACAGGCCAGAAACUAAACACACAGAUGAAUUGAAGAUGGUUGGACAAUUAAUAAGAGCGGCGAGUCAAAUGGGUUUAGUAACUGCACAGAGGAAUGAGAGAAUGUUGCUCUUAUUGUGUGAUAAACUAUUCUGAGAACAGUAAUGAAGGUUAUUGUAGACUUUGAACUCAUUUGGGGGAAAAAACAAAAAAAAGGCUGAUAAAAGAGGUGAAGAAAGGAAGUAUUACAAUCAGACUAAACUAAUCUCUGACCCGGGUGAUUUGUACUUGCUCUGUACUAUGUCCUUCUUGAUGUGUUCUAAUUGCCAAUGAUUUUUGCCACAAAAUGCCAGUAUUAUUGCCACAAAUAGAAGACAACAACUUAAUAAUAGGUGGAAUGUUUUCUUAGAUUGGUGUUGCCAAAUUUUCUCCUGACUACUUGAGACAUAGGCUAAAGGAAUCAUAUAUUUUCUCCCACACAGUUGUCCAACUUGCAUAGAAACUACUCUGUGGAUGAGAAAAGGCGAGAUUCAUUGAUAAGUUAUUGAAGCGUUUGUUGAAAUCGUGAAUGCAUAUGAGAUGUCUUGGUAACAAUAGAUUGUCAUUGUGGAUGCAAAUAAUCAUCACUGAGGAGUCAAAGCUACCUACUGUAUCUGUUUGCAUAUUUGUAAUGUAAAUCUAUUUACUUUCUCAACGUUUCUGCAAUUUUAUAGCAAUAUGCUCCCGACGCUGGAGCAACAUAAUUAAAAACUUGUGUCAACUAGCCUAACAUACAUAUCUAAGACUUGAAUAAGUCAUAUUUACUGUGUCAUUCUCUGCAUGUCACGAUAGACAUACAGUAUUGUAAAAGAAAAUGUGUAGAGAUGAUCAUGUCAGACUUUUACAUACAGCAGAUCUUCACUAUGAUAACGUCAUGUAAAAAGAUGAAUAUAUCGCUUGGGGUAUCGUUAGAAAGGGUGGUGCAACAGAUGGCACAUACUGUGCAGUCCAGCCAAAUAUGACACAGAUCAAUGGUACAAAAAACUUCAUCAUUCAUGCUUAUCCACAGUUGCACAUUAGUGAUUGUUCCACCACAAAGAAAAACGAGCACUGACACCCAUCAACACAGACUGUACAAUAUGGUGCAACUGAUAAGACUGUGAGUAUUGAUCACCUCAAACAGAAUGCUGGAACAAUCUGCACAAAACAUGGUAUACGCUUAGGAGAAAUUAAACCCUAAUGUACUGUAAAUAGAUAUGUACAACUGUAUUGAAAAUGUAGCAAUUAUUUCCAUUUUCAUACUUGUAAUCAAUACAUAUUAUGUAGCAUAUACUGUAUAAACAUAACUUUGUUCACUUGUUUUUUCUAAAAGAAUGAAGUACUUUAUCUGCUGCAGCCAGUCCAUGCAUUACUUUUAGUUCUACUAAUAAACAGUAAGCCCUCUAAAGAGGGGCGCGGUCCAACAGUUGUUUAUUUAAAUGUAUGCAAGACUCCCUUUAAGCUGUGUUAUUGUUUUAUUUAUACCCUUUUUUCUACAUUCAUUUUUAUUUGUGUACAGAUUUCAACAGCUCGUUGUCUUGACAUUUUGAAUACUUUGCUGCUAUCUUGAACUACUGGUGUUGUUCAUUCAACUACAUAGUGUUGCCAUGAGAAACAAUAUUAAUAUAGUGGUUAUUGUUACAUAUUUGCUUUAUUUCUGAAAGCCACAUGAAAUGAAGUUUGUACUUUGAAGAGUGAGCCUUUCUGUAUUAGUAUUAAGGCAAUUGAAUGUCUCUUGGUUGUUGUCUUUUUAUGAUAGUUAGCACCAAGCUGUACAGUACAGUACACUUACCCAGUGAAAAGAAGACCUAUCUAAAUGUUUGAGAGUCACUGCUUGGCCUUUUGUUUUAGUUCCCACCUGCUCGUGUUUGAGGGUCCAGGGUUUCAAGCUUACGAAGUCCACUUUGCAAACAAGCACAGAUCAGGUUGAAGAUAAUGGGAAAGUGCAAUGCAUGCAGAGAUUCCUUACACCGAAAAUGUCCCAGUGAUACUAAAUAUUGUGCCCAAUUUAAUUCCAGAUACAAAGUAAAUCACCUUACUAGUCCUUUUCACAGGCUGAUAUGGAACCCUAGGUACCAUUUCCAAGAUAGUUUACAGAAACUGUUGGUUUUGUGUGUCUUCUAAAACAGUGGCCAUUAUACGAGUGCCAUACUAUAUUGAUAUGGUAAGAUACGGUGUACCUUGGAUAUCACUGUAGUGCUAUAUUUGCAUUGAUAUUGUCAUUAAAAUAAAUUUUAUAUAAUGAACUUUACACAACAAA
Molecule: messenger RNA, 5642 nt
Organism: Sander lucioperca (pikeperch)
Lineage: Eukaryota; Metazoa; Chordata; Actinopteri; Perciformes; Percidae
Product: neuronal tyrosine-phosphorylated phosphoinositide-3-kinase adapter 1
Exons: 7
Coding region: 129-3377 (1082 amino acids)
Biological process (GO): phosphatidylinositol 3-kinase/protein kinase B signal transduction; neuron projection morphogenesis
Source: RefSeq, a predicted model, not a curated record